CAGACAAAGCUUUCGAUUGCUAAACACGACGUUAUGGCUCUGUCAUAAAUCUGUUUGGGAGAAGGAAAGCGUAUGCGGUCAAGCAAGCCUAUGUCAAGUACUCGUAACAAGCCCAUAACGCGUAUUCUUCUAUGCCUGAAGUUUGUCCUUAAAUAAUCCGUGAAUUUAUUUGAGCCACCAUGCCUAAUGGCGAAUCGGCUAACACUGGGCGCCAUUAAGCGGGCCCUAAUGCAGUCUAACUUAGGCGAAACACCCCAAGCUUCGUCAGUUAGCUUGGAGCUGCCGCUGUGCGACUCGAGCAGCCAGACAGCUGCGGACUCCGCGGGCACCGUCAAUUCCCAGCCCCAUGCCAAACCUAAUAAGCCGUCCCUUUUAGCAAGCUCCGAUUUGCGCGAUCUUUUUUCAUGGAAUGUAUGGCGGCGUGCAGCGAGGAGGCGUUUGAAAUACGUUAGACCAAAGGAGCUAUGGCAGCUCAUAAAACAGGAGCGCUGGACGAUACUUAUAGCGCUGCUCUUCGCGGUUGCGCUCCUCGUGCUGGAGUUCACCGCCUGGAGAGACCUCUCCUCCGACGCCUGGUUCACACUGUGGGCCACCUACGCCUGCCUGGUACCCAUGGUCCGCGGCGCGGUGGACCCCGACAUCUGCCUCUUCGCGGGAGCCACGCUGCUGCUGCUGCGCGGAGUCAUCACACCACACGACGUGUUCGCGGGGCUUGCCAACGACUCCAUCGUCUCCAUCGCGCUCAUGAUGGCGAUCGCGGCGGGGCUGGAGGCGAGCGGGGCGCUGGAGUUUGUGCCGGAGCUGGUGAUGGGGCGCAGCAGGCGGGAGUGGGUGGGGCAGCUACGUCUGCACAUUGCGGUGGCCAGCGUGUCAGCCGUCAUGAACAACACACCCCUGGUGGCGGUUAUGAUCCCGGUUGUGGAGGCCUGGUGCCGCCAGAACAACCACCACGUGUCGCGCUUCAUGAUCCCGCUCUCCUACUCCGCAAUCCUGGGCGGCCUGUGCACCAUCAUCGGCACCUCCACCAACCUCAUCGCGCGGGGCAUGGCGCAGGACGCGCUGCCCAGCCUCAAAAUACCCUUCAUUGAAAUAGGCAUGAUCGGUCUGCCCCUCACGGUGGCGGGCGGGCUGUACGUGGUGCUGCUGUCUCCGCUGCUGCUGCCCAAGCGCGACACGCUGAUGGCGGCGGUGGUGGCCGACCCGCGCGAGUACGUGGUCAGUGUGCGGGUGGAUGCGAGGUAUGCGCACAUAGGUCGCACCAUCGAGGCCGCCGGUCUGCGCCACCUACGCGGCCUCUUCUUGGCGGACCUGCAGCGGCAGGACGGCACCAUGCUGCCCUCGCCGCCGCCCACCACCGUCAUACUGCAGGGUGAUAAGCUGACCUUCGCGGGGGACAUCACGGGCAUGCAGCACAUCCUCUCCCUGCCCGGACUCAACCCGAUCAGUUCCGCGGACCUGGCAGCCGACCUGGAGGAGAGCGCCGCGGCGUCCGGCGGCAGUGCGGAGAGGGUCAUGGUGGAGGCGGUUGUCGCCAUGGGCAGUCCCAUCGUCAACAUGACCAUCCGCGACUGCCACUUCCGCUCCCGCUACGGCGCAGUGGUGCUGGCGGUGCACCGCAACGGGGAGCGAAUCAUGGGAGGGCUGGGGGACAUAGUAGUGAAGGGCGGUGACACCAUGCUGCUGGAGGCGGGUCCCGACUUCCUGACCAAGUUCAAACACUCCAGCGAAUGGGCGCUGGCGGUGGAUGCGUUCAGGGUGUCCACCCCUAAGCGGGACCCGCUGGGACUGCUGACGGCGCUGGGGGUGUUCAUUACCAUGAUCGUGCUCAACAGCAUGGACCUGCUGCCCCUCGCCACCACGGCACUGGUGUGCCUCUUCGUGUACCUGCUGACUGGGGUGCUCACGGUGGCGCAGGUGCGUGCGGCCAUACCCGGCACGGUGCUGCUGACGGUGGCGGGCGCGUUCGGGGUGGCCAAGGCACUUACCGUGACAGGCCUGGCUGACCGCCUGGCCUCCUCCCUGCUCUCCUGCUUCUCAUGGAUGGGCCGCGCGGGCGCUGUCACCUCCGUCUACGUCACCACCUCCCUGCUGACUGCGCUGCUCAGCAACGGAGCGGCGGUGACGCUCAUGUUCCCCAUUGCGCUGCGGACGGCGCAGCAGGCGGGCAUUGGGUUCAAGGGGCCGCUGUACGCGCUGAUGGUGGGCGCAAGCAGCGACUUCAGCACGCCCAUUGGCUACCAGACGAACCUCAUGGUAAGCGGCCCUGGCGGCUACCGAUUCCUGGACUACACGCGCUUCGGUCUGCCGCUGCAGCUGGUGGCGGGGCUCAUCACAGUGCCCAUAUGCGUCUGCGUAUUCUCAUGAUGAGGGCCCUGCUGCCGCUUACGUUGAGCUCCCUGCUACCUGGACUCCUCCUGGCGCCCUGCGCUCGGCACUUGGGUCGGGGCCCUACCCCCGGGGGCUUACCACGCAUGCGGCCAUGGGUGGCAUGGGGGUACAACGACUCGGCGAGCUCACCACGCGUGACGUCAUCUCACCAGGUAGCCAUCCAGGCCAUCCAGCCAGCCAGUCACGCAUGCAUGCAGGCAGGCGGGGCCAAGCCCGGGAGGCCCGCCAGCAUCGCGCGAUUGAGGCAGCGCAGCGCGGGGUGGCGGGCGGCAAGGAAGGCCUGCAGCAGGGGAUCAAAACCAGCAGCAGCAGCAGGAGUAGGCGCAGCAGCAGCAGCGCCGCCGUGGCGGACCCUUGAGCCUUGAGCUGACCGUUUUGUGCUGCCUGGCAGGGCACACAUAUAUGUGGGUGAGCAGCUGGCCGAGCAGCUGGCGGGGCCGGUGUGUGUCGGUGCUUUUGGCAAUGUGGCGCAGGGCAACGAAACUUGUGAUCAGCGAACGAAAGGCUCGUGACUGUGGAUAGACUGCGGAUAGAUACCGGUAAGACAUCAUGUGUAGGAUGCGCGAAUGAGGAUGAGAGUAUAGUUUGGGGGGAGGAAGGGGGCGGACGGUGCUUCGGAAGGGUUGUAGGGGGGAUGGGAGGUGGAGAAGAGUUCUUAUGUCGUCUUAUGCUAGAAGCUAGGAAGGAUCCGGCGAGAGGAUUGAAAUUGUGGCCUUUGGAACGGUAUGGCUGAGCUGGGGUGCUUAAUGCUUUUGAGGACGGGAGUGAGGACCUGGAAGGAGGUGCAAGGAUGGGGCAAUGGCUGGGUGGGAAGGUAUGAAGUCAUGCUGGAUCCCUCGUGUUGGUAUACUUGGUGGUCCCAAGUUCCAACAAGGCGCCUGGCGUAACCCUGGAACCAUGCAUGGUACGAACCGAGGACGAACCGAGCAUGCAUGCAAAGGAUUGGCUCGUUAUUAGGCAUGCGCCUCACCAUGGUCGCGCUUCUCAUCCCCCACAUGCAUUGCUUAGGGCGUUUUGGGUUCUCACACUCCUCAUUGAGGCAUGCACGGGGCUUGCAUGCAUGGGCGUUUCGGUAAUUCUGUUAGUGUCUUCAACCGAUUUGCAUUUAACAGGUGUCGACAGUUCUGUUUGUGGAGCAAAGAGCCCAGUGAGCUAGCGUGCCUGGUCUCUGCAUGUGGGCGCAUGUUGCAUGGCUGACCCGUGGGUCACCUCGCACAAGCACGUUCCAUUCGCUCUUUGGGAACCCUCGUCCUUUUGCAUCGGGGCGCAUAACAUCAGGAGCACCAUAGUUUGGGCUAUGUAACUAAUGCCUAUGAGGGUAAAGACUUGGUUAUGUUUACAUGUGAUGGGGGCAGCGAGCUGGGGGUGAGGUCGGCGAGAUGUGGGUGUGGCCGGGUAGCACAUGCUUGACUGAAUGGCGUCUCCUUUCCACAAGGCUUUGUGCAGUCCCUGUCUAUCUUCGGCGAAGAAGUGUGAGGUGGUAUACAGGUAAGGUAGAGGACAGCGUGAGGCGAGAUGCGGUUUUGCAAGCAACCAGGAUGAGAGAGGAAUGACGUGCGAAGAGUGCAUGAAGUGCAGGAGAGAGUUGCCAGAGCUUAACGCGAACGUGCUGUUGGGGAUGCGGUGCGGUGCUUUCACGUGAAUAAUUGAAUGAAUGAUGUGGGACGGUCUCCGGGCGUCAGCACGUCUGCGUUAAAUAUAGGGGCUUCUCCGGUCGCCAUUCAAUCGCAGUUGAAUGUCCUGGGCAAAGACUGGUUACCGGUACGCGAGCAGGCUUGUGGCGACCGUGUUUCCUGUGGAGCCUGCAAACAGCUUGACACGCUAUUUAAAGCUGUAAUGCUGCAUGAAUAGGCUGUUCCCUGGACGGUG
Messenger RNA from Astrephomene gubernaculifera, 4257 nucleotides. Lineage: Eukaryota; Viridiplantae; Chlorophyta; Chlorophyceae; Chlamydomonadales; Astrephomenaceae. The record is from the annotation of a GenBank genome assembly.